AAGGACGCAGGAAGGAGGAGGGCGCGCGCAGAGGCACCGGCCGUACCCGGGCGCUCGGGCAGGAGAGCGGCACCGUGGCUGCGGCGGCGCGCAGAGGCUGCGGAGGGGCUCACGGCUCCCAGCCCGCGGGUCUCAGACCCAGGGGCUGGGCCCCGAGCCCCCCGCCCGGGUCGCAGCUGGGUCGAGCCAUGCUGCGCUACCUGCUGAAAACGCUGCUGCAGAUGAACUUGUUCGCGGACUCCCUGGCCGGGGACUUCUCCAACUCCAGCGAGCUGCUCGUAGGCUUCAACUCCUCGCUGCCGUCGCUCAACAACACUUUGCUGCCUUCAGAUCCCUCCCUUAACAGGUCAAGGGUCGGGCCAGAGGACGCUAUGCCGCGUAUUGUGGAGCAGCCUCCAGAUCUUCUGGUCUCCCGGGGCGAGCCGGCCACGCUGCCCUGCCGCGCGGAGGGGCGGCCCCGACCCAACAUUGAGUGGUACAAGAACGGGGCGCGCGUGGCCACUGCGCGCGAGGACCCGCGCGCGCACCGCCUGCUGCUGCCCAGCGGCGCCCUUUUCUUUCCCCGCAUCGUGCACGGGCGCCGGGCGCGGCCAGACGAAGGUGUCUACACUUGCGUGGCUCGGAACUACCUGGGGGUGGCGGCUAGCAGAAAUGCCUCGUUGGAAGUGGCAGUCCUUCGCGAUGAUUUCCGGCAGUCUCCUGGGAACGUGGUGGUGGCUGUCGGGGAGCCAGCAGUAAUGGAAUGCGUGCCCCCCCGCGGCCACCCGGAGCCUUCAGUGUCCUGGAAGAAGGACAGUGCACGACUCAAGGAGGAGGAGGGAAGGAUCACGAUCCGCGGAGGGAAGCUGAUGAUGUCGCAUGCACACAAGAGUGAUGCAGGGAUGUAUGUGUGUGUGGCCUCCAACAUGGCAGGAGAACGGGAGAGUGCGGCGGCUGAACUUGUGGUACUGGAGCGUCCCUCAUUCCUGCAGAGACCAGUGAAUCAGGUGGUCCUGGUCAAUGCCCCUGUGACUUUCCUAUGUGAAGUGCAGGGGGAUCCCCUACCUCGUCUACAUUGGCGCAAGGAGGAUGGGGGACUGCCCACAGGCAGGUAUGAGAUCCGCAGUGACCACAGCCUUUGGAUUGGUCGCGUGAGUGCUGAAGAUGAGGGAACUUACACCUGCACGGCAGAGAACAGCGUGGGCCGCGCUGAAGCGUCUGGCUCCCUCAGUGUCCACGUCCCGCCCCAGUUGGUGACCCAGCCCCAGGACCAGAGGGCAGCUCCUGGAGAGAGUGUGACUUUCCAGUGUGAAACCAAAGGAAACCCCCCACCUGCCAUUUUCUGGCAGAAGGAAGGAAGUCAGGUCCUGCUUUUCCCUAGUCAGUCACUUCAGCCCACAGGGCGCUUCUCAGUCUCUCCAAGAGGCCAGCUCAACAUCACUGAAGUGCAGAGUGGGGAUGCUGGCUACUACGUGUGCCAGGCUGUCAGCGUGGCUGGCAGCGUCCUGGCCAAGGCCCUGCUGGAGAUAAAAGGAGCCUCCUUGGAUGGGCUGCCUCCCAUCAUCCUCCAGGGACCAGCUAAUCAGACACUGGCACUUGGCUCCUCUGCAUGGCUGCCAUGCAGAGUGACUGGAAACCCUCAACCCAGUGUCCGAUGGAAGAAGGAUGGGCAGUGGCUGCAGGGGGAUGAGCUCCAGCUCACCUUAAUGACCAAUGGUACCUUGUACAUUGCCAGUGUGCAGGAGAUGGACUUGGGUUUCUACAGCUGUGUGGCCAAGAGUUCCAUAGGGGAAGCCACAUGGAGUGGCUGGCUUAAGAUGCGAGAAGAUUGGGGAGUAUCACCAGAUCCCCCUACAGAAGCCAGUACCCCUCCAGGGCCUCCUUCUCAGCCAGUGGUCACUGAGAUCACCAAGACCAGCGUUACUCUGACCUGGAAGCCCAACCCGCAGGCUGGGGUCACAGUCACUUCUUAUGUGAUAGAGGCCUUCAGCCAAGCAGCUGGCAACACGUGGCGGACAGUGGCAGAUGGCGUGCAGCUGGAGACACACACUGUCAGUGGUCUGCAGCCCAAUACCAUCUACCUGUUCCUGGUGCGAGCAGUGGGAGCCUGGGGCCUCAGUGAGCCCAGCCCUGUCUCUGAGCCUGUCCACACACAGGAUAGCGUCCCAUCCAGGCCAGUGGAAGACCCAUGGAGAGGCCAGCAGGGACUGGCUGAAGUGACUGUGCAUGUGAAGGAGCCUGUAGUCCUGGGGCCCCGGACCCUGCAGGUGUCCUGGACUGUGGAUGGCCCAGUCCAGCUGGUGCAAGGUUUCCGGGUGUCUUGGAGGGUAGGAGGCCCUGAUGGGGGAAGCUGGACAGUGCUAGACAUACAGUCCCCAAGCCAGCAAAGUACUGUGCUAAGAGGACUCACCCCAGGGACCCAAAUCCAGAUAAAGGUCCAAGCUCGAGGCCAGGAGGGGCUGGGAGCUGAAAGUCCCUUUGUGAUCAGGAGCAUUCCUGAGGAGGCCCCCAGUGGUCCCCCCCAGGGAGUGGCAGUGGCCUUGGGGGGUGAUGGCAACAGCAGUAUCACUGUAUCCUGGGAACCUCCACUGUCCUCCCAGCAAAAUGGGGUCAUCGUGGAAUACCAGAUCUGGUGCCUGGGCAAUGAGAGCCGUUUCCACCUCAACCAGUCUGCGGCAGGCUGGGCACGCUCUGUGAUCCUCCGGGGACUGCUGCCGGGUCUGCUGUACCGAACCCUGGUGGCGGCGGCCACCAGCGCUGGCGUAGGCGUGCCCAGCGCGCCCUUGUCGGUGCAGCUGCCGUCCACGCCGGAAUCCGAGCCUGGGCUCGAGGUGGGCCCUGGGCUGGCGGAGCGGCUGGCGAGGGUGCUACGGAAGCCUGCCUUCCUCGCGGGCAGCGGUGCCGCCUGCGGGGCGCUUCUGCUCGGGCUCUGCGCCGCCCUCUACCGGCGCCGGAAACAACGCAAAGAGCUCAGUCACUACACCGCCUCUUUUGCCUACACACCUGCAGUGUCCUUCCCACAGUCAGAGGGCCUCUGUGGAGCCAGUUCCAGGCCACCCAUGGGCCUUGGCCCUGCCCCCUACCCCUGGCUGGCAGACUCGUGGCCCCACACUUCUCGAAGCCCCUCAGCCCAGGAGCCCAGGGGAAGCUGCUGCCCCAGCAAUCCUGACCAAGACGACAGAUAUUACAAUGAAGCAGGAAUCUCGCUAUACCUGGCUCAGACAGCCCGAGGUACAGCCGCCCCUGGCGAGGGUCCUGUCUACAGCACCAUUGACCCAGCUGGGGAGGAGCUUCAGACCUUCCAUGGGGGCUUCCCCCAGCAUCCCUCAGGGGAUCUGGGCGCCUGGAGCCAGUAUGCCCCUCCGGAGUGGAGCCAGGCAGACAGUGGAGGCAGGGGAGGCAAAGUGAAGCUCCUGGGAAAACCUACACAGAUGCCCGCUCUGAACUGGCUAGAGGCCCUGCCCCCACCUCCCCCUUCCUGUGAACUGAACUGCCUGGAGGGGCCUACGGAGGAGCUGGAGGGCGGUUCAGAGCCGGAGGAGUGGUCCCUACCAAUGCCUGAGAGAAGCCACUUGACUGAGCCCAGCUCCAGUGGAGGGUGCCUGGCCACUCCAUCCCGAGGGGAAGCCCCCUCUCCCACACCAUCCUAUGGACAGCAGUCCACAGCCACUCUUACCCCUUCACCUCCUGACCCUCCCCAGCCCCCCACUGAUCCGCCCCAUCUCCAUCAGAUGCCCAGGAGGGUGCUCCUGGGACCAAAUUCCCCUCUCAGUGUCUCCCAGCCCACUCUGGGUAACCAUGAAGGGAGGCCGGCUGGCCUGGGUGCUGGCCCCACAACCUCCCAUCAUCUCAGCCCCAGCCCUGCCCCUAGCACAGCCAGCAGUGCCCCAGGGAGAACCCGGCAGGUGCCUGGGGAGAUGACUCCCCCACUUCAAGGACCCCGUGCUCGGAUCCGGAAGAAACCCAGGGCUCUUCCCUACAGGAAAGAGCACAGUCCUGGGGACUUGCCCCCACCACCCUUACCACCGCCAGAGGAAGAGGCCAACUGGGCUUCAGGGCUGAGAGCAGCAGGCAGCAUGUCCUCCUUGGAGCGAGAGCACAGUGGGGAGAGGAGAGUGGUACAGGCUGUGCCCUUAGGGGCCCAACGGGGGCCCCACCCAGAUGAAGAGGCCUGGCCCCUGUACAGCAGACCAAGCUUCCUGCCACGGGGCCAGGGCACCAGCACCUGUUCCACAGCUGGCAGCAACUCUUCAAGAGGCUCCAGCAGCUCUCGGGGCUCCCGGGGCCCUGGCCGGAGCCGGAGCCGGAGCCGGAGCCAGAACCAAAGGCCAGGACAGAAAUGUCGAGAGGAAUCAAGAUGACCCUCAAUGAGGCAAUGAGAAUAUUAGGAGUUCCACGGGGAAGGGAGUGGGAGCACAGAGGUGUCGGGACGGGUGUCUCCUCCCUCCCACAGUGACCCGUGGG
This is a messenger RNA of Nycticebus coucang (slow loris), 4443 nucleotides long. RefSeq names its product roundabout guidance receptor 3 (gene ROBO3). The transcript is spliced from 28 exons. NCBI's taxonomy places the organism in Eukaryota, Metazoa, Chordata, Mammalia, Primates, Lorisidae. The record is from RefSeq and is a predicted model, not a curated record. Gene Ontology annotation, molecular function: protein binding. Bases 189 to 4340 code for a protein of 1383 amino acids.